Messenger RNA from Erythranthe guttata (spotted monkey flower), 1849 nucleotides. RefSeq lists its product as uncharacterized. Gene Ontology annotation, molecular function: oxidoreductase activity. The record is from RefSeq and is a predicted model, not a curated record. NCBI's taxonomy places the organism in Eukaryota, Viridiplantae, Streptophyta, Magnoliopsida, Lamiales, Phrymaceae.
UAUUCUAUAAUUAUUAUUGUGGUUGGGCCUCACAAAAGAAAGAGUGUCGACUCUGCCAAUAGCAAAAACAGAAGAAAACAUGUUGGCCUGUUGGAUGACCCGGCCCAUUUUCCCGAACUGUAUUAGCAAUUUCAGAACCGCGUUUUGUUGCCGAGCAGAGGAUCAAACAGUGUCUCCCGCCGAACAGCAGCAGCAGCAGAAGAAGAAAGUUGUGAUUGUCGGUUCGGGCUGGGCCGGGCUUGGCGCUGCUCACCAUCUCUGCAAACAGGGAUUUGAUGUUACGGUUCUGGAAGGAGGUUAUGAACUUGGCCCCAAAUCCAAAUCAUUUACACCAGAUGACGCCGCUAUUCGUGGUUUUUGGUAUCCGUAUCGAAAUAUAUUUAACUUGGUUGAUGAACUUGGUGUCGAACCCUUUACGAGUUGGACAAAAUCGGCUCAAUAUUCAGAGAAUGGUCUCGAGGUCGAGUAUCCAAUAUUCAAAGACUCACCGUCGCUGCCUACUCCAUUCGGGACAUUAUUCAACACACAGUUUGUUCGACUACCCAUCAUAGAUCUGUUGACAUCACUUCCACUAAUGGCUGCAGUGAUCGAUUUUGACAACACCGACUCUUCAUGGAGAAAAUACGAUCCGAUCACCGCAAGGGAGCUUUUUAAACAAUUUGGAUGCUCUGAGAGAAUCUUUCGUGAUGUUUUCGAUCCAUUAAUUCAAGUGGGAUUGUUUGCUCCAUCUGAGCAAUGUAGUGCAGCUGCAACUCUAUCGAUGCUAUAUUAUUUCGUUUUAGCAAACCAGAGAAAUUUCGAUUCGGUGUGGUGUUGUGGAACAACAAGGGAGAAAAUAUUCUUGCCAUGGAAAGAUUUAUUGAAAAGCCAAGGUUGCAGAUUUCUCGAGGGAAGGAGAGUUACAGAUAUAGUGCUUAAUGAAGAAACGGGAUGCGUUUCUCAAGUUAUAUGUGAUAAAGAGAGUUUUAAGGCCGAUGCUUCGAUAUUCGCUGUUGGAAUUUCCACUCUGCAAGAAAUUGUCCAAAGAAGUGCAGCAUUAUGUGCAAGAGAAGAGUUUCUGAAAGUAAUGAAACUGAGCAGCACAGAUUUGCUUACGGUUAAGCUUUGGCUUGAUAGAAAGGUUAGCAUACCGUAUGCAAGCAACGUGUCUUCUGGAUUCGACAAUGCUUGCGCAUGGACUUUUUUCGACUUGAGUACGAUAUAUGAUGAGUAUAAAGACAGUACAUCGACAAUCAUCCAGGCUGAUUUUUAUCAUGCGAAUGACUUGUUGCCUCUAAAGGACGAGAAAAUAGUCGAAAAAGUGAUGUCAUGGCUUUCAACGUGUAUCAAGGACUUUGAAAAUGCAACUGUUAUUGAUCAAGAAAUCGGCAGAUAUCCGAAAUUCCACACGCAUUUCUUUCCAGGCUCGUAUAAGUACAUGAUGAGAGGAUCAACAUCUUUCCCUAAUGUUUACAUGGCUGGAGAUUGGAUAGUAAACCGACACAGCUCAUGGUCACAGGAGAAAUCUUACGUGAGCGGGCUUGAGGCUGCCAAUAGAGUGGUGGACUAUUUAGAGGAAGGAGUUUUCGCUAAAAUAGUGCCGGUUCAAGACGAUGAACCGCAUAUUCAGUCACUCAGAAACUUGAAUCGAAAUCUCGAUGAUGUAAGAGCACAGCUUCCAUGGUUUAACUAUUUUAUUCAGUAAUCCUAUGUCUGUAUAUAUUUGUUGCUGUCUGUGUGUAUUUUUUGAAAUUUGUACAUUUGUCCAACAAUAUUAAUUAUUAUAUGUAUAUAAUAAUACAAUUAGAUGGUGGUGUAUAAUUUUUUAUUUUUUUUGGCAAUGAAGGAACUCGCAGGUGCAUUGGGUAAA